Molecule: messenger RNA, 1992 nt
Organism: Chelonia mydas (Green sea turtle)
Lineage: Eukaryota; Metazoa; Chordata; Testudines; Cheloniidae
Gene: RMND5B
Product: required for meiotic nuclear division 5 homolog B
Exons: 9
Coding region: 74-1408 (444 amino acids)
Biological process (GO): proteasome-mediated ubiquitin-dependent protein catabolic process
Cellular component (GO): nucleus; GID complex; cytoplasm
Molecular function (GO): protein binding; ubiquitin protein ligase activity
Source: RefSeq, a predicted model, not a curated record
GCCCGGACUGUCGGGUUAAACACCCGGGACAUGGUACGUUCCAGCGCCGUCCCCUUCCCCCCGCCCGGCGAGGAUGGUUUGCCCGCACUGUGGACGGGCGGUACCAAGCUCGGGAGACAGAGGGCCGGUCGCUAGGGUCCGUCGGAUGAUGGAGCUGUGCGCCUUUGUGGAGCGAGAGCUGGACAAAGUGCUGCACAAGUUCCUGAGCUACGGGCAGCACUGCGAGCGGAGCCUGGAGGAGCUGCUCUGUUACGUGAGCCAACUGCGCCAGGAGCUCAGCAGCACAGCCCUGCAGGGGGCACCGCUGUCUGCCACACUCUCCCUGAUGAUGGCCCAGUGCUGUCGAAAGAUCAAGGACACGGUGCAGAAACUGGCCUCGGACCAUAAAGAUAUUCACAGCAGUGUCUCCAGGGUGGGCAAAGCCAUCGAUAGGAACUUCGAUGCCGAGCUCUGCAGCGUGGUCUCGGAUUCGGUGUGGGAGUCGCGGGAGAAGCAGCAGCAGCAGCAGAUUCUGCAGAUGGCGAUUGUGGAGCACUUGUACCAGCAGGGCAUGCUGAGCGUGGCAGAGGAGCUGUCCCAGGAGUCCACCCUGAAUGUGGACUUGGACUUCAAGCAGCCGUUCUUGGAGCUGAACCGGAUCCUGGAAGCGCUGCACAAGCAGGACCUGCGUCCAGCUCUGGACUGGGCAAUCUCAAACAGGCAGCAUCUGCUGGAGCUGAACAGCUCCCUGGAAUUCAAGCUGCAUCGUCUCCACUUCAUCCGGCUCCUGGCUGGCGGCCCUGACAAGCAGCUGGAGGCCCUGAGCUACGCUCGCCACUUCCAGCCCUUUGCCCGCCUGCACCAGCGAGAGAUCCAGGUCAUGAUGGGCAGCCUGGUGUACCUGCCUCUGGGCAUUGAGAACUCCCCGUACUGCCACCUGCUGGAUGCCCGGCACUGGACAGAGAUCUGCGAGACCUUCACCCGCGACGCCUGUGCCUUGCUGGGACUCUCGGUGGAAUCCCCUCUCAGUGUCAGCUUUGCGUCCGGAUGUGUGGCGCUGCCCGUGCUGAUGAACAUCAAGGCGGUGAUUGAGCAGAGACAGUGCACAGGUGUCUGGAGCCACAAGGACGAGCUGCCUGUAAGUGCCAUCUCGUGGGGCGGCGGGGUGGGGUGGGGCAGUGGGGCUGACCUCCCUGUGCUCUCUUGGCAGAUUGAAAUUGAGCUGGGCAUGAAGUGCUGGUACCACUCAGUGUUUGCCUGCCCCAUCCUUCGCCAGCAGACAACUGACUCCAAUCCGCCUAUCAAACUCAUCUGCGGGCAUGUCAUCUCCCGGGACGCACUCAACAAGCUCAUCAAUGGGGGGAAGCUGAAGUGUCCCUACUGCCCCAUGGAGCAGAACCCGGCUGAUGGGAAGCGCAUCAUCUUCUGACGCUGGUGCGGUUGGAAGGGCUGUGGCAACAGGUCACUGCUCUUCCCCUUAGGUGGCCUGUCCGACCCUCGCAGUGCGAGAGGCGGUGGUGCUGCCCACAGCAGGGCGUGGGCUGCCUCUUAGGCUGUGGGUCUGAGAGCAGCUCUGUCCACUGCAGCCCCAUUGGGGUCCCUUCCUCCUGCAGAGCUAGGGCAAAGUCCAGAGCAGUGGACCUGAGCCUGACCGCCGCCUGAGAAAGGGAGCUGAAAUGGACAGAGCAGCAGUGUGACGUGCUUGCUGCGGUGAGCUGCGGGAGGCCUCAGUGUGUGCUCUCCUAGUGAUCUAGCUUACGCUGCCCUGCUCACUCUGUGCUCCCAUCCUGUUGGUCUGGCCUGCUGGGCAGCUGUCUUUCUGCUCAGUAAUAGGCAGAACCCCUCCUGGCCUCAGACAUGGCUACGGGAGCAUUCCUAGCCCUCUGCCAGUGCAAUGGCCAUGCUGUACAGUCCCUUGUGCAUUUACUGAUAUUUUUUGCAUUGUAAAUAUUAAAGCGGGAGCUGCCUGGAGCCAUUUUAUAAAUUCCAGAAAAUAAAGCCUGUUAGUCUUUC